UCUGCUGAUGAUAAAUACAGGCAGUGCCUUAGAAUAGCUUUCAUGUAUUCAAAGGACAGAAAACAAUUGUACCAAAGUUAAAACAGUAUGCUGCUUAAUCGGAUAUAUUUUCUAAAGGUUUCCUCCCAUGUUGCCUGUUAAGGCACAGUGAUUUGUGGCACAUUUUGGUAACUCUAAAGGGUAAUUUACCAGGUGGCCUUAAAUGUGUUGCCAUCUACUUUCUGUAGCUACAUGGCUUCAAGUCACACAGUGAAUCCAUGAGGUUUACAAGACUUUCUUUGACAAGUGCUUUUAUCUUAGGUUGCCCAAUGGCAGAUGGAUAACAUCUGAAUGCAGCUCUACUCUGUCCAUCCAUUCAUUGGUUGACUGAAGAUGUGCACCAAAAUACUCUUUUGCAUGACUGCACAACUUGCAAUUGCGCAUACCCAACCCCACGAGUUUGUAAGUACAUUGGGAUGUGUGAAAGUUAGGCCAGAACCAAGUAGGAGCUCAGGUAAGUCUCCAUGCAAUGAGUUCAAUGAUGUCAAGACACUGAGAAGCUAUCCUAGAAUAUAUGCUUUAGGGGACAUUACGAAGCUGACCCAAGAUAUUUUUUUUCCUGUCUGUCACAAAAGUUCAAAUGGCUUAGCCCCUCCCUUACAGAAAUGAGAGUGAAAGUAAAAUCAGCACUGAAAACAAAGUUUGUUGCUACACACCAGGAUAGUAUGGUAGUUUAGGAGAUGCAGGGCAGAUUUCACAGCAUCUAUAGCUAUGUCCUCCAGCAUCUCAUUGCUAUCUUCCCGGUAUGUGAGCCCGAGGCCCCUUCUACACAGCUGUAUAGAAUCCAGAUUAUCUGUUUUGAAUUGGAUUACCUUGCAAUGUAGACUCGGAUAAUCCAGUUCAAAGCAGAUAAUUUGGAUUAUCUGCUUUGAUAUUCUGGAUUAUAUGACAGUACAGAAGGGCCCUGCGAUAGGAGUCACUCCACUUUGCUUAAUGGGUAGUUGGGUGGCUCAAUGUGGUAAAACGUGAUUGGUUUUAUUCGGGAAUUAUUAAAAUAAAACUUCUAGAUAAGAGACCUAGGUCUCUUCUACACCGCCAGAUAAUCCAGGUUAUUAAAUCACAAAAUCCACAUUAUCUGAUUAGAACUGGAUUAUUUUAGGCCCCUUCCACACUGUCUUUAUAUCCCAGAGUCUGUUCCCAGAUUAUCUGUUUAUCCCAGGUUAUUUGGCAGUAGGGACUUAAUCUAAUUUAAAGCAGAUAAUCUGGGAUCAGAUCCUGGGAUAUAGGGUAGUGUGGAAGAGGCCUGAGUCUACACUGUCAUAUAAUACAGUUCAAGGCAGAUAAUGUGAAUUUUAUGCAGCUGUGUAGAAGGGGCCCUAAAUACCAUGGGGACUGCAGUCUUGGAAAAACUACUUUUUAACAAUGUAAAUAUAAAGCAGAUUCAUUCAUUUCAAACUUAAACCAAUCUGUUAUUUGUAGCAAAUGAAGCCAAAUACUCCCAUUUAAUACAAAGCUCUCUACAAUAUGAACAUUUAAAUAAAAUAUAUAAGUAGAGGCCGCGGUGGCGCAAUGGGUUAAACCCUUGUGAACUGCUGACCUGAAGGUUGGGUUGCCGACCUGAAGGUUGCUGGUUCGAAUCUGUGAAACGAGGCAAGCUUCUGUCUGUCAGCUCUAGCUUGUGGGGACAUAAGAGAAGCCUCCCAGCAGGAUGGUAACACAUCCGGGCGUCCCCUGGGCAACAUCUUUGUAGACAGCCAAUUCUCUCAUACCAGAAGCGACUUGCAGUAUGUUCUCAAGUCACUUGUGACACAAUAAAAGUAGAUCCAAAGACCCAUCCAGUAGAAAAUAAAGCAAAAUGGUGUCUUGAGAACAGAAUUAGUAAUAUGGUGCAUCCCUUAAACCAGAAGUAUCAAGCUUGUGGCUCUCCUGAUGUUUGGGACUUCAACUCCCAGAAGCCCUAGCCAUCUUGUCCAAUGGCCAGGAAUUAUGGGAGCUGAAGUCCCAAACACCUGGAGAGUCACAACUUUUGCCUUAAACUGUAACACUGGCAUGACAUGGACAUAUUCAGAUACAAAUCUACAUGUAAGAUGCUAUGGUCAGGAGUGGGAACAAUGUGAUCCUCUAGAAGUCGUUGGACUCAAGUACCCAGCAUUUCUCAUCAUUUUCUAUGCUGGCAAGGACUGCUGAGAAUUGCAAUCCAGCAGCUGUAAAACUCCAUCCCUGCCGUAGAUCAAGGCUGUGAAAAGCUUGAUUUAGGGAUACGGUGUGGUUGUCACAAUUUCUGGAAUAUUUUGAAUCAGAAAGUCUUGUUAAUUUAUUCAAAAACAUCCAAUCAUCUAAUAUUAGAUCCCAAUCUCCCUCCUGUCCAUCUUUGCUCUAGCAGAUUACAGUAUUUACCCAAAUGGUUACUUCUACAGCACAUUACAAAUGUUCUGCCAAGUUGCUGACCUCCGGGCAUUGAUUGACCUCAUGAACAGCUGUAUAGAUGGGGCCAGGGAAGUCUAUAAAAAAGGUGAGAUCAUUAAGAACGGUUCCUCAUUUUCAGUCCCAGUCACCCAAAGCCAUGAAGGUUUUAUUAGCAUUUUUGAUUUAUAUUCCAUUAGCCACAGCUCUGAUAAGGAUCCCUCUAGUUCGGUUUAAUUCUAUCAGAGGAACACUUCGGAAAAAGGGAGAACUGGAUCAGUUCUGGAGAGAUCAUCUGCCCGAUGAUUUUGCUCAGAAAUAUCUGCAUUGCUUCCCUUCAGAUACUGUUCUGUCUGCAGGACCUGCAAAAGUAAAGCUCUGUGACUACAUGAAUACUGAAUAUUAUGGAGAGGUGAGCAUUGGCACUCCAGCUCAGAAAUUCACAGUGAUCUUUGACACUGGCUCUGCUGAUUUUUGGGUCCCUUCAGCUUAUUGCAUCAGUGAUGCUUGUGAGUUGCAUCAAAAAUUCAAGGCAUUUUCAUCAGAGUCUUAUGCACACGGAGGGCAGAAAUUUACAUUGCAGUAUGGCACAGGGAGACUCAUGGGUAUUGUUGCCAAAGACAAGGUACAGAUCGGCAACAUUACAAUCGAAGACCAAGCCUUCGGAGAGUCUGUUUUUGAACCUGGCAUGACUUUUGCCUUCGCACACUUUGAUGGAGUUCUGGGCUUGGGAUAUCCAACCUUGUCAGUAACCAACUCAAUGCCAGUAUUUGACAAUAUAAUAAAGCAACAUUUGGUAGAGGAACCUCUCUUUUCCUUCAGCUUGAACAGAGAACACAACGUUGAUAAUGGAGGUGUAUUGAUUCUUGGGGGCAUAGACCAUUCCCUCUUCACAGGCCCCAUUCAUUGGUUUCCUGUCACUAAGAAAGGUUACUGGCAAAUUCAUAUGAACAGUGUGAAAAUCCAAGGACAGGUCACAUCAUGUAUCUCUGGCUGUGAAGCCAUUGUCGAUUCAGGCACUUCGCUCAUUACUGGCCCACUUUCGCAAAUAGUGAGACUGCAACAAAGUAUUGGAGCCUUCCCAACUGCAACUGGAGAGUUCCUUGUAGACUGCAGAAGAGUAUCCAGUCUGCCCCCAGUAACCUUUUCCAUUGGGGAGAGAGAAUUUACACUAACUGCAGAGAAUUACAUAAUCAAGGAGUUUGAUGGAAAAGAAAAUUUGUGUCUCAGUGGUUUUCAGGCUCAGGACAUCAGCAGCCACAACAUGCCUCUGUGGAUUCUGGGAGAUGUAUUUAUGUCUGCUUUUUAUUGUGUCUUUGAUCGUGGGAAUGAUAGAGUUGGGUUUGCAAAGCCUGCUGCUCAUACAGCGAAGUAUUAUUAGAAGGUGUAGAAACUCAUUAAUGGAAACUUGCAGAACACUAAUGACCCUUCCCUACAUGACAGUAACUCUAGAUGGGUUGGCAGGAUCAUAGAAUCAUCGUGUUGGAAGAGACCAUACAGGCCAUCCAGUCCAACCCCCUGCCAUGCAGGAAAGGCAUAAUCAAAGCACCCCAAACAGAUGGCCACUCAACUUCUGUUGAAAAGCCUCCAAAGUAGGAGCCUCCACUACACUCUGAGGCAGUGAGUUCCACUGUUGAACAGCUCUCAUGGUCAGGAAGUUCUUCCUAAUGUUCAAAUUGAAUCUCCUUUCCUGUCAUUUGAACCCAUUAUUCCGCGUCCUGGUCUCCAGGGCAGCAGAAAACAAGCCUGUGUCCCUCCUCCUUAUGGCAUCCUUUCGAAAAUUUAAACACUACUAUCAUUUCUCCUCUCAGCCUUCUCUUCUGCAGGCUAAACAUCUCCAGCUCUUUAAGCUGCACCUCAUAGGACAUGAUCACCAGACCAUUAUUUGUAUUAUUUUUUGCCACAUGGCUAUGGAUGCUCUAUUAUCCACCUUCAUGCACACCCAAUACACAUUAACAUAUUAAUAUAAUAAUCACGGAUGUCAUGUGUCAGAGUGCUUAUGAGAUGGGUAUAAUUUUUUUAAGCCUACAUAGACAAGUUGAUAUGUUAGUCUCUUAGUGAGAUUUUUCUCUAUUAAAUGAAGGUCUAGUAUAACUAAUGGUCUGGUAUAACUAAUCGAAGUGGACCCCUAAUCGGUUUGCUAACCUCUUCUCCACCAGUCUUGCCUGCAUUCUGUCAGGCGUGACAUUGCACUUUGUCAGAUACAUAUUAGAAGUAAAAUAACAUUUGGGGAAACUAAUAAUCUGUACCUAAAUUUUCUGUCAACAUGUGAGAGGGUUUCUCAUCUUCAUCAGUGGACCAAACCUGAUUGUAGAAAUAGAAGGGCAAGGCACCCAGUAAUUUUCUACAGCCAUUGUAUGUUCAAAGCCAUUGUGACCUCAUUUCUGCCCACUUGAUGUUUUCAGAUCAGGUCUAGAUGCAAAUGUGCAAAUCAAUUAAAAUUGGUCAAGAAAACGA
Molecule: messenger RNA, 4839 nt
Organism: Anolis carolinensis (green anole)
Lineage: Eukaryota; Metazoa; Chordata; Lepidosauria; Squamata; Anolidae
Product: cathepsin E
Exons: 10
Coding region: 2465-3763 (432 amino acids)
Biological process (GO): proteolysis
Molecular function (GO): aspartic-type endopeptidase activity
Source: RefSeq, a predicted model, not a curated record